AUGAAGACUCAGAACCUGAUCCUCAGGUCCCAAGAAUGUGACCUAACUGCAUCCUGGAAGGGAGAGGAGGGGCCAUGUGGGGUUGACUUUGAAUUGAAGAGUUUCUGUGGAGAAAAUCUGGAUGAGAAAAUCCCUAAGAGUGAUCCUGUACAGCUGGAUAUACAGAAAGUGCAGUUUUCACCCCUGGAACCAGGCCCUGGUCCCUGGGCACAGACUAUUCAAAGCUUCUUUCUGUCAGCUCAGCCCCUACAACUCCAGGCCCUGAUGGACAGGGAGGUUGUUGACCCCCCUCCCAAUAUCCUAUUCUUUACAUUAUAACUCCUCUCAUAGCCCCCUUUUACUGGUGUAGCUGCUAACUCAAGCUUCUCCCACCCCUUUGCAGUAACCCCACUCCUGGCUGUCAUCUACCAGAAACAGAGCCUGGCACUAGAUGGCAAAUUCAAACAUGAAGCCGCCAAUUUGGCCUCUAGCACAAUUCUUCAACCUGGAAUGGACAAGGAGCUCCUGGGGAUCCUGGUGUCCUACAAAGUUAGAGUCAACCUGAUGGUGUCCUAUGGGAGGGGCAUCCUAGGAGGUCUUUCAGCCAGUGAUGUUGGUGUGGAGCUGCCCCUGAUUCUGAUCCAUCCAAAGCCAUCUCUUAGUGAGAGAUCAGUUGCUACCAGCUUGGAGGACUUAGUCAUCAGGGAGUUUAUGAAGCAGAACAGUCAGGCACAGAGCUAG
Messenger RNA from Phodopus roborovskii (desert hamster), 720 nucleotides. It is a transcript of the gene Arr3, whose product is annotated as arrestin 3. The record is from RefSeq and is a predicted model, not a curated record. Lineage: Eukaryota; Metazoa; Chordata; Mammalia; Rodentia; Cricetidae. Gene Ontology annotation, molecular function: G protein-coupled receptor binding. The transcript has 8 exons. Gene Ontology annotation, biological process: signal transduction; G protein-coupled receptor internalization; visual perception.